CGAUGUGAUGGCUUUAAGGCCAGAAUUUGAUCCCUUCUUUCAGCAUCUAAAAUUUGAUAAUGUCCAAAGGGCAAACAGCCAGACGUCGCCAAAAACCAAAGAAAGAAAAAGAAGAAGAAGAAAAGAAUGAAAGCUGACGCGGUAAAAGGCAAUGUACAUCACCAACAAAAUGUCAACACCACCACCAACAACAUGAACGAGUACUUGUACAUAUGGCAUCCUCAGUUUUUUUCUGAACAACAACAACUACAGCCUCUCUACCCUCCUUCCUUCUCAUCAUCAUCACUUCUAACAAUAACAAGAAACAAAAUUGCUUCUUUUUCUCUUCCCCAUCUUUUCUCUUUCACAUUUUCACUUCCUUGAUCGGUCUCUCUCUCAGUAUUCAGCUGCUUUCAGCUCAGGAACAUGUUUGGAGGUAAUAACAGCAAUCCUUUGGUUCCAAUUUCCUUUGGCGAAAACCACAUCUUGGAUGAUGUUAAUGCACUGCCUCAGCUGCAGCUACUCGGGGAUUAUCCAGUUGGGUGCUUUGGGGUCUCUCACACCAGCAAUCAGCAGACAGCAAUCUUUGGCCAGCCUGCUAAAAGAGUCAAUGAGACAGAAUCCAUUUCCGGACAGAAAAAGCAUCAAUUAUCAUCAAGUAAUAACUUCAGCCAAUAUGAUGCCUGUAAAUCGGGAAUCAUUCUGAAUCCUAAUCAUGUAUCAAUUGGAUUGAAACUAUCUUGUGAGGAAGAUGAACAUAACUCUUCUGUUACUUGUACAAGUGAAAGUAAUACAGCUACCCUCCCUGUGACGUUGUCUCUCGGUGAUGAUCUUAAAGCAGAGAUUAAUUUGCAGAAAGGGGAUUUAGAUCAGUAUAUUAGACUGCAGGAAGAAAAUUUCAUAAAAGGUGUGAGAGAAUUGGGGCAAAGACAUACAGUUUCAUUGCUGAGUUCCAUAGAACAAGGAAUUAGCAGCAAGCUACAUGAGAAGGAGCUUCAAAUGCAAAACAUAAACCGCAAGAACAAGGAUCUAGUAGAGAGAAUAAAGCAAGUUAGCAUGGAAGUCCAUUCCUGGCACUGCAGAACAAAAUAUAAUGAGUCUGUAGUUAAUGUUCUGAAAAGCAAUCUGGAGCAAGUAAUGGCACAAGGUGCGAUGCAUGGCAAGGAAGGUUAUGGGGACAGUGAGGUCGACACUGCAGCCUCUUAUGCUAACCAAAACCAUAUGCGCCUUGUGGACGGUUCUGCAAAUUCAAUCUCCUUGAAAAAGCAGAUGACUUGCAGAGCUUGCAAGAUCAAUGAAGCUUCCAUCUUGUUAUUUCCAUGUAGACACUUGUGCCUCUGCAAAGUUUGUGAAGGGCUCAUAGAUGUUUGCCCUGUGUGCCGUAUAGCGAAGUCUUCAAGUGUUGAAGUGUUUCUGUCCUAAGCAACUGCAAUCUUUAAUAACCCUACAUGAAAGAUGGAUACUUUUUAUCCAUUGAUUAUUCUUUGUAGGUAGGAUUUGUCAUUACAAUUUCCACGUACAUAAUCGGAAGAUGACAAGUCCAAGCAUUGUUGUUCAUCUUCUUUCACUUCAUUGAAUUUGCAACAGAAGCAAGUUGCCUUGUAAACAACUACACAUAAGGACAUGGAGCUUUGGUGCUUUGUAUCUUGAGGCUGCAUCUGCUACAAAACUGGAAAGCAGCCAGCUGUUUGAUGAAUAAAUACCUAGUAAUUUAGAUA
Populus trichocarpa (black cottonwood) is the source of this 1697-nucleotide messenger RNA. Its product is annotated as probable BOI-related E3 ubiquitin-protein ligase 2. The transcript is spliced from 5 exons. Bases 406 to 1401 code for a protein of 331 amino acids. The record is from RefSeq and is a predicted model, not a curated record. Gene Ontology annotation, molecular function: ubiquitin-protein transferase activity. NCBI's taxonomy places the organism in Eukaryota, Viridiplantae, Streptophyta, Magnoliopsida, Malpighiales, Salicaceae.